Molecule: messenger RNA, 816 nt
Organism: Cryphonectria parasitica EP155
Lineage: Eukaryota; Fungi; Ascomycota; Sordariomycetes; Diaporthales; Cryphonectriaceae
Exons: 4
Coding region: 1-816 (271 amino acids)
Source: RefSeq, a predicted model, not a curated record
AUGGCGGAAUCACACAAGGUGCCGGCGUAUAUGGCGUCUCACACACCUCCCCAAGUCGUUGAUAAGCAACGCAUCUUGCGAGAGAAAACCCUGAUCAAGAGGAUCAGGGAACUCCAUGUGGAGUACGACUGCGAAGUAUCCCUCGACAUUGUCUACCAAGGUGAUCCCCGCGGAGCCGCUGCCCACCAUAUAGUCUAUAAAUCUGGCGAGCACAUCGGGCCAGAAGACGUCACGUGGGAGUCUCUGUCCCGUGUCGAUCAUACCAGUCCGAUGCCAGCCAUGCCCUCCAACAACAGUGACAGGUUCCCGCAGCUGCUCCCGGUACCAGUCGGCGAAUACGCGGAACUCGGCAACCAAGCGCACCCAACGCCUCCGAGCCAUCUUCCCGGCUGGGGCUGGAUGAAGCAGGGUCCAACACAGAUGGAUCCGCCAUGUGGCCCCAAGGCCCUCUUCCCAGCCUGUCAGCAUCGUGGCCCUCGAGCACAGGCACCCGCGCAGCCCUGGGACCCUUCCAACACCUUGCCCCAAAUGAUCGGCUACAAACGCGCCAGUCCGGGGGGAUUUGCUGUUUACACCCCGACUGAGAACCUCAGCCCUGAUAUAUCUCCAUAUGCGUUCUCUGUCGCUUCUAGUACCUCUGGCCAACAGCCAGUGUACAUCGAUCUAUCCCAGAAGCUCCGCCCUAUCGUCACCCACCCUUCGGAAUGGUGGUCGUCUUGGGGUUAUCAAGGCAACAAGGAAACUUUGGUGGGCGUUCGUCUGCUUGAUAUCGCCAGCCUACGAUCAUCGUUGGCUCAUGACGGUCCUUUUAUCUAG